Cantharellus anzutake is the source of this 257-nucleotide messenger RNA. RefSeq lists its product as uncharacterized. The coding region runs from base 6 to 230 and encodes 74 amino acids. NCBI's taxonomy places the organism in Eukaryota, Fungi, Basidiomycota, Agaricomycetes, Cantharellales, Hydnaceae. The record is from RefSeq and is a predicted model, not a curated record. The transcript has a single exon.
GGUUGAUGGACUUCGUAUACUUCAUCGUUUCGUCCUCUGCAUCAACAACAGCUUCGCACGACUGCCCAAUAGCACAUCUCAAGAUAGAUGUUUAUUGGAAUUAUAGUCCUGAAUCUACCUCCUGGUAUCGACUAUGCCUCAAUAUGGUCAGAAUGAGAGUCCUUAGCUCCGCCGAGCGUGCUACGGUGAUGGGAGACGCACAAGCUCUAAUCAUUUGCGGAGGAAUGUGACUCCAUUCUUGGAGAGGUAAUGAAUAG